Messenger RNA from Cooperia oncophora, 315 nucleotides. Lineage: Eukaryota; Metazoa; Nematoda; Chromadorea; Rhabditida; Trichostrongylidae. The record is from the annotation of a GenBank genome assembly.
AUGUUAUUGAAGUUGCUCGUACUUUUGUCAUUUGCUAAUCUUGCUCACGCCAUCGGUCACACUCAAUCGACAUCCGUCGAGGGUGUACUGAUGUGUGAAGACAAGCCGGCACAGAGUGUUUUAGUGAAGCUCUAUGAGCAUGACACUGUAACACCAGACGAAUUCAUGGAUUCGGCUGAGACUGACAAUCAAGGAAAAUUCAAAGUGAGCGGACAUGCUGACGAGGUAACGACAAUCGAGCCGAAAAUUAAUAUCUACCACGAUUGUGACGACGGCAUUAAGGUAAGCUGGUGCUUCAUACCUCCAUUCUUAUGA